Messenger RNA from Vicia villosa (hairy vetch), 1252 nucleotides. Its product is annotated as phytanoyl-CoA dioxygenase-like. The transcript is spliced from 9 exons. The record is from RefSeq and is a predicted model, not a curated record. Lineage: Eukaryota; Viridiplantae; Streptophyta; Magnoliopsida; Fabales; Fabaceae. Bases 25 to 954 code for a protein of 309 amino acids. Gene Ontology annotation, molecular function: phytanoyl-CoA dioxygenase activity.
AUUUGACUUGUGAGGCUAAAUGAUAUGUAUCCUUUCAAAAGAAGAAAAAGAAAAAGAUUUGGAUUACAAUUCACAUUUGACACUGUGAGGCAAAACACAACAGAAGAGAAGAUGGGUUUGCUGAGUCUGGAUCAACUCAAAUCCUUCAACUCUCAAGGUUAUCUUGUGAUUGAAUCCUUUGCUACUGACGAUGAGAUUCAAAGCAUGACAAAGAGAAUGGAACAGUUGGUUGAUGAAUUCGAUCCUUCUUCCACCGCCUCUAUUUUCUCCACCAAAAACCAGCAACAGUUGACUGAUAAUUAUUUUUUCGAGAGUGCUGAAAGAGUUUCGUUCUUCUUUGAAGAGAAAGCAUUUGGGGAUGAUGGUAACUUAAAGCAGCCAAAGCAAGUUUCCCUCAAUAAAGUUGGCCACGCACUUCAUGAGAUUGAGCCUGCAUUCAAGAAUUUUUCUUCUUCUGAGAAGACUUCAAGUUUGAUGCGCUCUUUAGGUUACAAGAGACCGGUAAUCAUGCAGUCUAUGUAUAUAUUUAAGCAACCUGGCAUCGGUGGUGAAGUAGUGCCGCAUCAAGAUAACUCAUUUAUUUAUACUGAACCACAAACAUGCACAGGGCUGUGGCUGGCUUUAGAAGAUGCCACCUUAUCAAACGGUUGCCUUUGGGCAAUUCCUGGAUCUCACAAAAAUGGGCUUGUUAGAAAAUUCUAUAGAGAUGAAGAUGGUGUUAAAUUCGAUAAACCAUCACCAUCUUAUGAUAAAAAAGAUUUUGUUCCUAUUGAAGUAAAAGCUGGAUCUUUGGUUGUCAUCCAUGGCAAUCUUAUCCACCAAAGCUUUGAAAAUCAGUCCCAAAAAUCACGACAUGCAUAUAGCUUGCACGUGGUAGAUACGGAUGGCUGCAAAUGGGCACCCGAAAAUUGGAUCAGACGGAAAGUGGAGCCAGAACCACUUUAUGUAAACUAACUAUCUUUGCAAAUUAUGAAAAACUGCUGCUUCAGUAUAAUGUUCACUUGGCAAGUUUGUACUAAGACUAGGUCAUUUGUUGUUAAAGCAUUGUAAUAAAGUCAACCCCACGUGUUGCCUUGCCAUCGAAUGAAUACAUAUCGAUUAAUUGGCUUGGUGUUAUGAAUAAGGGAGAGACUUAGGUGCACAGCAUAAUAUCUGGUGUAUGAGUAUACAACUAAUCUGACACAUGAUAACAAAUAUUGAUAGGCCUUGUACUUUAUAGCAUUUUCAUGCAAUUCAUGUUACUUAGUCUGCA